GUAUACGUAUUAUUUUGACACUAGUUACAAUUAUGUGUAAAAUGGCAGCUAAAAUUAAGUGACACUCAUUGGGAGUGGUGAAAGUUCACACAGCACCUGAACGCACCACACGCCGUUUAUAGAGCCAGUUGCUGACCUGUUGAGUUUAGUUGUGUUCGCUAGCGGCAGUGACAACGGGGAGAGGCGUCUACACAGCCGCAGACAACCGGUAAACCGUCCGCUCUCAGGGACCCCCAGCCCGGCAUGCCCCGCCAUGUUCGACCUUAACAACGGCUGGAACCUGUCUUUCGCCGGGUGCGGCUUCCUGGGGAUUUACCACAUCGGAGUGGCCAGUUGCCUGCUGGAGAAAGCGCCCUACCUCAUCAAAGGGGCCACCAAGCUGUACGGAGCCUCGGCCGGUGCUCUGACCGCCUCGGUGCUCGCCAGCCAGGCGGCUAUAACUAAAUGCUGUGAAGAUGUGCUCGAGGUGGCGAAGGAGGCCAGGAAGAGAAACCUGGGCCCUCUUCACCCAACCUUCAACCUGGUGAAGGUGAUAAGGUCCGGCUUGACUCGCGACCUGCCCUCAGAUGCUCAUGUCCUGGCCUCGGGGCGGCUGUGUGUUUCUCUGACCAGGGUGUCUGAUGGGGAGAACGUGCUGGUGUCGGAGUUCAGCUCCAAAGAGGAGCUCAUCCAGGCACUGAUCUGUAGCUGCUUCAUUCCCAUUUACUGCGGGCUCAUCCCUCCGUCCUUCAGAGGAGUGCGGUACGUGGAUGGUGGGAUUAGUGAUAACCUGCCGCAGUCGGAGCUGAAGAACACCAUCACCAUCUCUCCUUUCAGUGGUGAAUGUGACAUCUGUCCCCGAGACAACUCCACCAGCUUCCACGAGCUGCGUUUCACCAACACCAGCAUCCAGAUCAAUCUGGGCAACAUGUAUCGCCUCAGCAGAGCGCUGUUUCCACCAGAACCCAAGGUACUGGCAGAGAUGUGUCAGAGCGGUUACAAAGAUGCUCUACGCUUCCUAGAAGAAAACAACCUGCUGAUGCUGCAGCAUCCAAGCCCCGGCCCUGCCCUGCCAGAGAGCCCUGCCAGCUGCUGCUGCAAACAAACAGAAACGACCAAAGAGUGGGUGCUCCGGCGGCUCCUCCUGCUGCAGAAACAACACUGGUGGCUGGAUGAGCACAUUGCUCUGCCCACACCAAUCAAAAAAGUAUUUUGCGAGGCUUGCCAAGAUAAAUCUGGUCUCUACGCCAAGGUGUCCGAGAUGCUGCCAGUGAGGGUGGCUUCCUACAUGCUCAUGCCGUACACUCUUCCUGUACAGUCAGCCUACUCAGUGGCCCAGAGGUUUGUGGAGUGGAUCCCUGAGGUGCCAGCUGAUGUGCGCUGGCUGUUCGGUGUGGCAGGUGAGGUGUACCGACAGGCCUGGAAAGGACAAUCAGUCCACUCUAUCAGCGAGCCGUGCCUGAGGAAAUGCUUGAGCGAGCCGCCUCUACCUUCAGAGUGUGACAGCGCCAUGCCGAGAGACAUCCUGCCUGCUCUGUCCUCCUUUGAUCUCCACGGCAACUACUGGGAGAUCCCCAAAUCUACCUCCUCCUCAGCCCACCCCCAUCCUCCUCUUAUCGCCCCCUCGUCACCACAACAAGUCUGCUUCUUUGUCGGCUCGCAGGAUGAAUCUCCCAGCCCGGCACCGCAGUGAAACAAUUCAGGACCUGAACUUUACCAACGAUGUGGUCCCAUUUUAACUCCAUGGGUGAGGUGCAGCUGGACUGAUGAGUGGUAAUCAAUCUGAAAAAAUGAUCAAUGGUGCAUAACCAUUGGCCACGUUGACUUUGAACACUCCAGGCAGCACCAAGCACAUUAUGUUGAAGAUGGAAGAUAGAAGCAUUGGAACUCACUCAGGAUCCUAGAAGACCUGUUUUAAUGCACAGCACAGAAAUGUUUCUAACUACAAACCUACUUAUGUUAGUUUUAAAUAUACUCAGAAGUAGCACUCAUUCCAAUUCACUUCUUUUAUUCAAAACUUUUCUGUCUUUACAAAUGGUUCUGUAUCUUCUUUUAAUGAUGUUGGUCUAUUUACCAGUUGUGUGAUACCUCUGCUUUCAUGUCACUUCUGGCAGCCAUAUUGAACGACCAAAAUACAGGUCUAAUCGCUGUCAGUUUUACACAGAGUGACUUUUAUAACCUUGCUGAAUUGUUGGCUUGUUUAACCUGCCUGGUAGCUUAUAUUCCUUGACCUGUCAGGUUGAUAGCGUUUUGUUCCUAGAUCUCACACUUUACUUUGCCCCAAUUGCUUGCUGAGUUCAGACUGUAACGGCUACAGUGCAGAUGGAUGGGAUCAGUGCUGUUUAUGCCAUCAUUUGUCAUUUGUUUGUCCUCUCUAUUCUCACCCCAACCGGUCGAGGCAGAUGGUCGCCCUACUUGAACCAGGUGCUGCUGGAGUUUUUCUAUUUCUGUUAAAAGGGAGUUUUUUCUUCCCACUGUCACUAAGUGCUGCUCAGGAAGAUUUCUUGGACUCUCUGUGUACUAUUUUAAGGUCGUCACCUUACUAUGUGAAGUGCCAUGAGACAAUAAAUACCUAUAUAAAUGAAACUGAAUGAAUCUUCAGUAAGAGACAGCUUUCAGUCCUGGCUUUGAUACAGAACAACCAGAAGAAAAUGCAGUUUGAAUCUGAAUGGAAGACCUUCCAAAUUAGAAAAAACAGAAAGAAUAAUUUACACAUUUAUCUGGCUUAGUGGUACAUACCUUUAUUGAUAUGACAGAUGUACUACCAUUAUACACCAGGAGGUGGGGGAUAGCAUCACCACCUCAUUAUGACUGAAGUUAAAGCCACCUUAUUAGCAUAUAGUUCAUCGCAGUUACAUUCCUUAGCUGAGCUUACGUAAAAUGACAAUUUAAGACAGUUUACUGUGUAUCAAAGCAUCAAAUGUUGAGACAAAUAUAGAUAAGGCAAGUAAAAUCAUUCACUUUACUAAUCAGCCACUAACAUUAUUAAACAAUGCUAGGUUGCAGGUUAGCCCAGCCCAUUUUCUACAUGUAAAGCCAGCAGCUGGCCUGCAUCUUUGGUGCCAGGUGGCAACUGGGAGGUUUUUGACACAGUUGCAAACCCUGUGUAAUGACUAAAUUAAUAAUUGAUUUCACUUAAUUUGCCAAAUGAAGUCGCUGACUGUGCAACAAGUGUUUUUAAUAUCAGUGUUUUCAUUGGCUACACUGAAAUAUACACAUGCUCUACAAGGAAGACUGGCUGGGCUACCGUGUACUGGCUCAGUAUUUCCCAACUUUUGCACAUGCCACAAUUGCUGUUUAAUAUGUUGUGUUUUAAGAAAGUAACACUGCAAUAACCUUUGAAGACAGACCCAUAAUGUAUGUCUGCUGCAGGGGCUGUGCUGCCUUCUUUAUGCUUCAAACAUCAACUAAAUAUGUAACUUGCUUCAACCUUCAGCUUAUAUCUGUCUUGUGUCACAUAUCACUUGAAGGUAUAGGUAUGUCCAUAUACUGUGUUAUUGUAAGAUUAAACAAUUUCAAAUAACUGA
Messenger RNA from Amphiprion ocellaris (clown anemonefish), 3506 nucleotides. It is a transcript of the gene pnpla3, whose product is annotated as patatin-like phospholipase domain containing 3. Gene Ontology annotation, biological process: positive regulation of triglyceride catabolic process; triglyceride catabolic process; lipid homeostasis. Lineage: Eukaryota; Metazoa; Chordata; Actinopteri; Pomacentridae. Gene Ontology annotation, cellular component: membrane; cytoplasm; lipid droplet. The transcript is spliced from 9 exons. The coding region runs from base 254 to 1672 and encodes 472 amino acids. Gene Ontology annotation, molecular function: triacylglycerol lipase activity. The record is from RefSeq and is a predicted model, not a curated record.